AUGUAUGUAUCUUUGGAUCGAGACUUGUUGAAGUGGAUAGUGAAAAAGUUUGAUGACAACUAUAACCAUCGUUUGCAUCUUUCUCAGUGCACACUUUUGAUACCAUCUCAAAGAAAGUUAUAUCAAGCUCAGGCUUUGAAUGUUGAUAUAUCUGAUGACACUAGUAUCUAUCUUAAAGCAUCACAUGAUCUCAUUAGUGCCUUAGCUGGGGGAAAAGAAAAUUUGGGAUUCACGAGAGAGGACCAAAAAAGCUACUUGCGUGGAAAAAGACAACGAAAUUUGGAAUACGAGGAAGCUGGGAGUUUAUUAAGAUAUUUUCAGCAACAAGUAGCUAAAAAUCCAUAUUUUUACUAUGCAAUUCAAUUGGAUGUGGAUGAAAUGAUUACUAAUAUUUUUGGGGCUAACCAUGAGACGAUUACAGAUUAUGAACUUUUUGGUGAUGCCGUAUCAUUUGACACAACAUUUCGAACAAAUAAGGAGUAUCGGCCACUAGCUUUAUUUACAAGCAUUAACCACUUUAGAAAGAUAGUGAUUUUUGGUCCCUCAUUAUUUUAUGAUGAAACUACUGAUUCAUUUGAGUGGCUAUUUGAAACCUUCUUGCAGACAAUGUCGAGGAAAAAGUCUAGCAAUUUUUUCACAAACCAAGAUCAGGCAAUGAUUAAGGCAAUAUCUAAAGUCAUGCCUAAGGUUUUCCAUGGAUUAUGCACUUACCAUUGA
Camellia sinensis is the source of this 717-nucleotide messenger RNA. The record is from RefSeq and is a predicted model, not a curated record. NCBI's taxonomy places the organism in Eukaryota, Viridiplantae, Streptophyta, Magnoliopsida, Ericales, Theaceae.